Molecule: messenger RNA, 684 nt
Organism: Brassica rapa (field mustard)
Lineage: Eukaryota; Viridiplantae; Streptophyta; Magnoliopsida; Brassicales; Brassicaceae
Product: glutathione S-transferase T3-like
Source: RefSeq, a predicted model, not a curated record
AUGCCUAACCCGUCUGGCUAUGUAAACCUACUAAAUAGUCAAAAUCCCAUUGACCUUGACUCACCCGAAGCUAAUUGGUUCGCUAGCCAAGUUCCCGAUGAGCCUUGUGUGAAGGAGAGGAGAAAUGACUACUACAACGGAAGCCCUCACCUGGUUGGGACUACACCGAGGAAGCUUCGUCCUUGCAAGCAGAGGUGGGCUCGGAUUAACGAGCAAGUAUCCAAGUUUGCUGGUUGCUAUGAUGGGGCUCUGAGGGAGCAGAGGAGUGGGCAAAAUGAUGAUGAUCUCAUGAAAGCAGCUUUAGACAUUUUCUUCAGUAAUAACGGCUACAAGUUCGCCCUGGAUCACUGCUGGAGGGAGCUGAGGCAUGACCAGAAAUCGUGUGCAACUCAUACGGCUAAGGACGGUGGAAAGGAGAAGCGGAAACCACCUUCGGCGGGUGAUAGAGAAGAAGGGGAAGACGGAGAACCAGAGGGUAGACCUCCCAGGGUAAAGGCUGCCAAAGCUGGAUUUAAGAAGAAGAAGAGUGCUAGAGAGGAGGAGUUGACGAAGCUACAGGCUGUUUUAGAAACUAAAGAAAAAAUCUCUAGACAUAAACUCCUAGAUCGUUUACUCGCGAAAACAGAGCCACUAUUAGAGAUGGAGACUACUCUAAAACUCAAACUAAUGUCUGAAAUGUUGUGA